CUCGGACUCCGAAGGUAAUUUUGAGACCCCCGAAGCUGAAACGCCGACCUGCUCGCCACUAAAGGAAUUCUGCGAGCCACCGUCGCCGGGAUCGCCGGAGCCAGAGGCCAAGGCCCGAGAGCCGAGCGGCCAUGGGGACCUGCGGGUAGGGGAAACUCGCCAGGACAGCUCGCCUGGGAUACAUCCCAAAGAUGAGGCUCAGCUGGAGAUCCGAGGGCCCUCGGAUACUAAAGGGGAAGCCGAUCCUGAAGACUCGUCCCUGACGCAGCCACCAGCUGAAGCCCAGGUUCUGGCUACGCUGGGAUGUGGGGCUGAUGCUGGGUGCGCUGCUGUGCCCACUGCAGAGCUGGCCCCGGUGCCCCAUGCGGGAAGAGCCACCGGGGAGUGGGUCAUGUUGGGAGAGGGCACGAUGGAUGCUGGCACCAGGCUGGUGGAGCCGAAGGCUGAUCUUCUGGUCCCGGAGUGCUCGCCCAGCCAGGGCCAGCUCAGGAAAGGGAAACCAACUUCGCUGGGGAGGGAAAUGGAAGAAACCACGGAGGAGACCCCGGUGCCCCAAGCAUCCUACCAAUUGGACCCCGAGCAGCAUGAUGAGAGUGUGGCAGGGGGCUGCCAGCUGCAGAGCUCCCCCCUGGACACCCCUCCUGGUGAGCUGGAUGGGGACCUGGCCCUGGAGCCCAAAGGGCAGGUCCCAAAACCUGAGGUUGAGUGUACGGAGGAGGGAGCGAGUGUGGAGGCCAGGAGAGCUGCGUCCAGGAAGGGCAGCAGGAUCCCAGCCAGCAAGCUGACACCGAAGAGACACCGAGAGCCCCCCAAGAAACCAGCUGAAGAUGCGGACAGGGGUCCCACGGAGCUGCCGCCUCCCCGGGGCUCCCCCCGGCUGGGUCCCACGGUCUGGGACAGCCCAGGUCUCAACCCCUUUGGUGGCUGCUCAGCGCUGCAAAACUCUCCGACUCUCCCCAAGGGCUCUUACCAGUUUGACCCCAACAACUUUGAUUCCGUGGAUCCAUUUAAGCCCACCAAGACCCUCGCCAACACCACCGCUGACUCCUGCCCCACUGCCGAUAACAGCCUCAACGAAAUCCUCGAGUCUCAGACGCUGGAGAUGCCGGACGACCUUGUGAAAGGCAGAGACUCCCCGAAGAAGCCCAAGUCACGCCUGAUAACGAGCGGCUGCAAGGUGAAGCAGUACGAGACCCAGGCCCUGGUCCUGGACGUUUGCGCUCAGGAUGAUGGAGUGUUGAUCUCAGAAAUCCCAGAUAUUACAAACCGGGAUGGGCACGCCACUGAUGAGGAGAAGCUGGCCUCCACCACCUCCGUGCAGAAACCAGCUGGGCUAGAGAGGAAGAGCGAGCCGGAAGAUGACCUGGAGUACUUCGAGUGCUCAAACGUUCCUGUGCCGGCGACGAAACACAUCACAGAGGCAG
This is a messenger RNA of Eurypyga helias (sunbittern), 1424 nucleotides long. RefSeq names its product transforming acidic coiled-coil-containing protein 1-like. The annotation marks the transcript as partial. Lineage: Eukaryota; Metazoa; Chordata; Aves; Eurypygiformes; Eurypygidae. The transcript has 4 exons. Gene Ontology annotation, biological process: cell population proliferation; mitotic spindle organization; cerebral cortex development. The record is from RefSeq and is a predicted model, not a curated record. Gene Ontology annotation, cellular component: cytoplasm.